UGUUAUCAACACUAUCAGAUGUUUCAAUAUUUAUUAGUAGUGUAUAUCAUUUGAAAGUGGCUCAUUUAAGUUUCGUGAUCAAAUAUGAUUACUCUCAAUUCAGUUAAACACUUAACUAAUAUUGCUACUAAAAAUGUUGUGGCAUCCUACAAUAGAAGUUUUGUCACCGGAGCAGUCCGGCAAUCAAAAACUGAUACUACUGAAAGAAGCUUAAAAUCUAUUAUUGAUAAAAAUGAACCAACAUUAUUAAGAAAUGACAUAGUAACUAAAAAACUGCCAAAUGAAGGUAGUGUCCAAGGUUACAUUGAGGUCAAUAGGAAGGUUGACAUAAGUCCAGUAAGUGGUGUUCCUGAAGAACACAUAAAAACUCGUAUUGUAAAAAUAAGUAAAGCUACUAAAAAUGUAAUGCAAUCUGGAACAGAUAAUACUCAUAGUUGGGUUAUGGAAUUUGAUAACAGACAACGUUGGGAAAAUCCUUUAAUGGGAUGGACAUCUACUGGAGAUCCAUUAUCUAACAUGCGCCUAGAGUUCAGUAAUAAAGUAGAAGCAAUCAAUUUUUGUGAAAAAAAUGGAUGGAAGUGGUUUUUAGAUGCUGAACAUAAACCCAAACCCAAAGUUAAGUCGUAUGGUAUUAAUUUUUCUUGGAACAAACGUACAAGAACAUCUACAAAAUAAUUAUUUAUAAUCUCGAACUUCUUUCAUUUUUAUUAUUAGUAACUUAGUAAAUACAUUGCAAAAGUAUAUUGUUAAUUUUUUCAAUUAAACUAAUUUUCUACUAAAUAUAAAUAAAUCAGGAAAUAUUUGCAAUUAUUAUUGCUUAAAAUAAAUGUAUUCGUUGAA
Molecule: messenger RNA, 840 nt
Organism: Daktulosphaira vitifoliae (grape phylloxera)
Lineage: Eukaryota; Metazoa; Arthropoda; Insecta; Hemiptera; Phylloxeridae
Gene: ND-18
Product: NADH dehydrogenase [ubiquinone] iron-sulfur protein 4, mitochondrial
Exons: 4
Coding region: 85-675 (196 amino acids)
Biological process (GO): electron transport chain
Source: RefSeq, a predicted model, not a curated record